GACACGCAUUCUGCGCCCCUGCUAAUGUCAUCAUACCGGCGUCACGAGCUGCAGUAGCCCACCAUGGUCCAUCAUCAAACAUUCACUUACUUCCACCAAUGAACCGCGGCAGACAGCUGCCUGGACGGCAACUUAGAACAAUGCCAAUCAGAAACGGCACUAAUUUUGCAUUUCAUCAUAAAGAAUGAGUGAAUUUCAUGAGAUAGAACUCAGUGUUCGAGAAUACGAAAUGGAUCAGUAUGGAGUAGUGAGCAAUGCUGUGUUUGCAGAUUAUUGUCAUCUUGCUCGUCAUCAACUUAUCGAUAAGAUUGGCGUAAGUAUUGAUUGGCUUAUUCAGAGUGGUCGUGUUGUAGCACUGUCGGAAUUGUCUCUCAAAUAUCUUGGACCUCUGAGGAUUAGAGAUAGAUUUACCAUAAAAGUGAGGAUAUCGGAGUAUUCAGCAGCACGUAUGCACUUUGAAUUCUUCAUUACCAAGAUCCCGACCGAAGAGCCAAUUUUGGAGGCACGGUCAACUGUAGUUGUGCUUGACAAAAAUUAUCGUCCUGUUCGUAUUCCAUCAGAGGUGAAAUCCAAACUAGUCCAGUACAUUCGUCAUGAAGAGCCCAACUAAUGUAUCAGGUAUCGCGGUAUCACCAUUUUCUAGGGUGCAG
Messenger RNA from Erigeron canadensis, 650 nucleotides. RefSeq names its product acyl-acyl carrier protein thioesterase TE3, chloroplastic-like. Gene Ontology annotation, molecular function: fatty acyl-[ACP] hydrolase activity. The coding region runs from base 185 to 610 and encodes 141 amino acids. The record is from RefSeq and is a predicted model, not a curated record. Gene Ontology annotation, cellular component: chloroplast. NCBI's taxonomy places the organism in Eukaryota, Viridiplantae, Streptophyta, Magnoliopsida, Asterales, Asteraceae. The transcript is spliced from 5 exons.